AUGUCGGCUUGUGUUUCUCAGAAAGCUGAAAAAGGACCGGUCUAUGCAGAGGCGGCUGUGUCCAUGAGUAAGGCACUUUACCCUUAUUGCUUAAAUGACAUGCGUCGGGAGUCCCGUAUGUUGUUCACUGAGGCGAUGAAACUUGCAGAAAUUAUAACAGUACUGUCUGUAGUGUUCUUUGUCACAUUUAUUGUCGGUGACGGAGCACCCCAAUGGCGACCACAGGGACGAUUUGGCAAAAGGGUAGACCAGAGACAAUAUCCAGUUUCAUGGCAGCCAGACUCUGAAAGUGAUAUAGACGUUUACCCUGUGGUAGAAACCAGAACAGACACAGAAGCCGACAGUGAGAAGACUUUGAAACUGUUGGAAAAAUUAUGUGUAGAAAGCAGCUUACCUGGUCUGUUUAGGUGUUACAGAAAGAAGAGGUCAACAGAAGCGAGGGAAGACGAACGAUCGUAA
Ylistrum balloti is the source of this 459-nucleotide messenger RNA. RefSeq lists its product as uncharacterized. The record is from RefSeq and is a predicted model, not a curated record. The coding region runs from base 1 to 459 and encodes 152 amino acids. The transcript is spliced from 4 exons. Lineage: Eukaryota; Metazoa; Mollusca; Bivalvia; Pectinida; Pectinidae.